AUGCAGAUCUCGCUGGCCCUACUCUCCUCCGUUCUGAGCGUCGCUCUCGCUGCUCAGAACAUCCUUGCUGCCCCUAGCCCUUUGCCUUUGCCUGGCGUGGACAAUGAUUUGGACGGUGACAAGCAGCUCAAUGAUGGCCUACCUGCCGACAUCUUUCAUUACAUGGGUCAAUACUCUCCUCGUUACUUGGUGAAAGACGAUACGACCUUGGUCCCUCCGGGCUGCCAAGUGUCCGCAGUCUCAUCCCUUGAGCGUCACGGAGCACGUCAUUUCACUUCCGGCGCUCUCAAGAACGCUCAAGCCACGCUCAAGACGCUCAAGACGGCUCUAUCUCCGGCCGCAAAUGUGCCUGAUAACCUGCGCUUCAUUGCCAACUACACCAUUGGUACCGAGACUGGCAGUCUGGUGCCAUAUGGCGCGUUGCAAGCUUAUCUCUCUGGCAAGAGCACCGCAAAAGUCUACCCGGGUUUGUCGGGACGCAACGCAAAGCUGUUCGUCAGGUCUUCUGGCGACGAAGCGCUUGGCGAUGAUCGUGUCAUUGUUACCGCCAAGUAUUGGAGGCUCGGCUUCGAAGGCAAACCGUUCCCCUCUGGUGAUUUCAGCACGUCGGCUCAGAUCCGCGCGGCGCCCGGUCUGACCGAGCCAGACGUCGUGUUUAGCGAAUUGACUGGUCAGAACAAUACGCUCGACGUUUCUACCUGCACGAAUGAAAACAAUCUCCCCUCCAGUCAAGGAGAGAGCGGUGCCCAAAGCCGCUAUGGAGCUUCGACUCUGGUGCCUACCAUUGGCGCGAGGUUGCAACAAGUCAUCAAGGACGCUGGUGGUGCCAACGUCACGCUGACCUACUCUGACAUUUUGAACAUCGGGAAUUUGUGCAGCUUCGAGACUCUGGGUCUCUCGACGGUGCAAUCUGGAUCCCUGCAGCUACCCAAUGGAAAGAUCUCGCCCUGGUGCAACAUCUUCAAUAAUGACGAAUGGCCCUUGUAUGGCUACGCCUUGGACGUGGGCAAAUGGACUGGAGCAGGGUAUGGCAAUCCGUACUACAAAGCUCUGGGUCAAGGAUACAUCCGAGAGCUGUUGGCUAGAUUCAACGGGAAGCUGCCUCCCGCACUUGACAAGCCUACCAGUCUGAACUCGACCAUCGACGGCAGCAAUGCUACUUUUCCGACCCCGCCCGCCAAGACGAUCUUCUUUGAUGGCUCUCACGAUAACACUUUCGGCCUUUUUGACGGGCCAGCGCUCCAGACAAGCUCCCACGCCGAACAAGCCCCCCACAACUGGGUCUUCUCGAGAAUCGCGCCAUUGCAAGGCAAAAUCGUCUUCGAAAAGAUCACGUGUGGCGUGCCUAACACGCCAUUGCCACUGUCACAAGACUACCUUCGUAUCCGAGCAAAUGGAGCGAUACAGUCUCCGAGCAACGCGUCUUGGUGCCCAGAUGCCGGCCUUGACCCCUUAUCGAGACUUGGCCUUUGCAAACUGUCUAACGUGAACAAGGCACUCGACUGGGUCAACACUGACACCGAAUGGCAAAAGUGCUUCGCUUAA
Molecule: messenger RNA, 1545 nt
Organism: Ceraceosorus guamensis
Lineage: Eukaryota; Fungi; Basidiomycota; Exobasidiomycetes; Ceraceosorales; Ceraceosoraceae
Product: phosphoglycerate mutase-like protein
Exons: 5
Coding region: 1-1545 (514 amino acids)
Molecular function (GO): acid phosphatase activity
Source: RefSeq, a predicted model, not a curated record